GUGUAUAAAGCACAGAUGAUUGGUGGGGUGGCUUGCUUGCUUCUUCUACUACAAGUGAAAAAGGGUUUGAAAAUGACACUGCACCAAUAUCCAAAAUGUGAAUUGCAUGAUUGGACUGCAAUUUUUCUCCUGCAACAGUCCCCUUAUUUAACUCACCCUUGUCUUACCAAAUCUUACAAUUUUUCUGUCUCUAUUAUUUUACCUCUCGGCUCUCACUUACAUGAGCCACACCCACUUCUCCAAAUGAGAUGGCUCCAAUCCCUCCUCUCUCCAUUGAAGAAACUUUGGUUUCGUCUGCAUUCGACUCCGAAAAAGAGUAGAGGGAUAUACAUUCUAUACGAGGAUGUGAAAUCUUGCCCUUAUGAAGAUGUGCAAGUUCUAUGGUCAAUACUAGUGGAGUCGCAUACGCCUUCCAUGCCAUCAAAACAAUGAAGGGCAAAAAUACCAACACAGUACAUAGUUGCAUAAAAAUGAGAGUUUUAUGUACAUAAAAAUAUUUAUGAUGUUUUAUUUACUUUUGUGAAAGGUUUUUUUUCCAUUUUUUGUUUUCUAUUUUUCCAUUUUAAGUUACUUGUCAUCUCAGUUACAUAUUAGAAAUAGAAACAUCACUUUCCCUGUCUA
Molecule: messenger RNA, 621 nt
Organism: Mercurialis annua (annual mercury)
Lineage: Eukaryota; Viridiplantae; Streptophyta; Magnoliopsida; Malpighiales; Euphorbiaceae
Exons: 2
Coding region: 16-432 (138 amino acids)
Source: RefSeq, a predicted model, not a curated record